This is a messenger RNA of Haliaeetus leucocephalus (bald eagle), 953 nucleotides long. RefSeq names its product ferritin heavy chain-like. Bases 1 to 807 code for a protein of 268 amino acids. Gene Ontology annotation, molecular function: ferric iron binding; ferrous iron binding. The transcript has 7 exons. Lineage: Eukaryota; Metazoa; Chordata; Aves; Accipitriformes; Accipitridae. Gene Ontology annotation, biological process: intracellular iron ion homeostasis; iron ion transport; regulation of apoptotic process. Gene Ontology annotation, cellular component: cytoplasm. The record is from RefSeq and is a predicted model, not a curated record.
AUGGGGGAUGAGGGUGCCCUGCUCCGGGGGUUUAUCCUCUGCCUGCUGGAGCAGGAGGGUGGGCUGCCCAGGCAGGUGCCCCCUGAGGAGCUUGGGGGUGAGGUGGGGGAAGAGACUGCCGUGGCCUCGCUGAGGGCGGCUGUCCUCCGUGUCUGGGGCCGCCUGAGCCAGGACCCCGAGAUGGACAGGCUGGUGGGGUCCCUGGCUGGCUGCUCACCCCUUCCCGCCCUGGCUGACGUCUCCGAGCAGCUCUUCCAGGACGGCAUCAACUGGGGACGGGUCGUUGUCUUCUUCUACUUCACCUACCGGGUGGUCCGGCAGGUGGGCCCGGAUGCCUGGGUCCCUGGGGAGACUCCCGUCCUGCAGGCAUUCUACUUCGAGCGGGACGACGUGGCGCUGCCCCGGCUGGGACGCUUCUUCCUGGCGCAGUCGCACGAGGAGCGAGAACACGCCGAGGGGCUGCUGCGCUUCCAGACGCGCCGCGGCGGCCGCGUGCUGCUGCAGGACGUCAAGAAGCCGGAGCGUGAUGCUUGGGGCUCGGCGCUGGAGGCGGUGGAGGCGGCGCUGCAGCUGGAGAAGUCGGUGAACCAGGCGCUGCUGGACCUGCACCGCCUGGCUGCUGAGAAGGGGGACCCGCACCUCUGCGACUUCCUCGAGUCCCACUACCUGGACGAGCAGGUGAAGGCCAUCAAGGCGCUGGGAGACCACAUCACCAACCUGCGGCGCCUGGCCGGGGGGCCGGAGGGGACCCCGAGCGGCCUUGGCGAGUACCUCUUCGACCGCCUCAGCCUGGAGGAACGCAGCUGAACCACCGCACGGGCGGCCCCCUGGGACCCCCCCCCUCCCAGGACUCUCCCCCCCAGACCCUGUAACCCCCCUGCCCCGUCCAAGGGGGCUCGCCUGUUGGGGGUCUCCUCCUCCAGCAUGACUCCAAUAAAGGGUCUGCCCUUGCC